Molecule: messenger RNA, 2274 nt
Organism: Penicillium riverlandense
Lineage: Eukaryota; Fungi; Ascomycota; Eurotiomycetes; Eurotiales; Aspergillaceae
Product: CCAAT displacement transcription factor COY1
Exons: 3
Coding region: 1-2274 (757 amino acids)
Biological process (GO): intra-Golgi vesicle-mediated transport
Cellular component (GO): Golgi membrane
Source: RefSeq, a predicted model, not a curated record
AUGGACUCCUUCGCCAUCACAGAGGGCCUUGUGCCUGAUGAGACCGCACAGGGUGGCCAGGAAUCUCAACCUCCAGUCUCCGCCAAACUCUCCGAGGAAACAACCAAGUACCAACGCGCGAUUGCCGCCUGGAGAGGCAUUGAUUUGGCAGCGACAAUCGCCAAGCUCGAUACCACGGCCUCGGAUAUCGUUGCGCAGCAGCGGGACUCCCUCGUCCAAAGGAAGGACCUCGCGCAGAAGACGAAGGACUUUAAGAAACUCGACGACCAGUCCAAACUGACCGAGUACAAAGGGCUGUUGAAAGCAUACCAGUCCUUCAUCGACGUCCUGACCAACCAAGGGAAAACAUCCUCGUCCGCCUUCCUGCAACUGUACUCCUCUCUAUCCGAAGCACCAGAUCCAUACCCACUCCUCGAAGCCUCGGUCGAUUCCCUCGUGCUUUCCGAAGAUACAGUCCCUAAACUCACCUCCGAGAAAGACCAAUUGCAGCGGUCUGUUGAACGUCUUACCACACAGCAAGAGGAAACCGAGAAGCGGCUACAGGAAGAGCGCGCUGCGCGCAAGAAGUUGGAGGAAACCCAGGAGACUAGGGCUAAGGAGAUUGAAGCAUCCUGGGAAGCAGUGUUGUCAGAAAAGACAAACAACUGGGCCGCUAAGGAAAAGAGCUUGGAAGAGAAGGUGGAGAAUCAGGAGCGUUUGCUGAAAGAAGUCAAAGCGAGCUAUGAAGUGUCCGAACGUCUGGGCGAAGGCGCUGACAAUGACAACUCUCGGAGCGGCGCAACUGCGGCUGAGCUAGAGCUUGUUUCUGCUGAUCUGGAGAAAACAAGCUUGCGCUUAGGAGAAGUGGAGGCACGGAACGAGCAGCUGCGGCUCGAGUUGGCCCAAGCUGUAUCACAUUCGCACCAAUCCGCGUCCGUCGAUGAUGACCCUGCGUAUCAGCGCCUUCAGUCGGAGAACUCGGCCCUCUUGCGGAAACUGGAUGCUGCACGCUAUGAGAAGGACUCUGACCGACACGCUUGGGAAGCCAAGCUCCUUCAAUCGGAGCGGACUAGCUCGAAGACUUUAGCCGAGAGGGACGAGUUGCGAUCACGAUUGGACAAGAUGUCUGACUACGAAGAUAUUCGUCGGGAGCUAGAGAUGAUCAAGUCCAUUGAAUUCACUACGGGUGAUGAUGACGAAACGGGCGAGGCAGCUGAAGAGACGCGAGCCGACACCAACGGUGCUGCCACGAAAUCCAAGGACAAGAACCUGGAGCAGUUGUUACUGGCUCGAAACAAGAAAUUGACGGACGAACUUACGCUACUACGGGUAUCGCACCGCGAUAUUCAGGGCCAACUCGAGAGCUUGCGCGGCGAGCUUUCGACGACGAAAAUGGAACUCGAAAAGUCUCGUGGUCUGUCAAGCACUCUCGAAAAUGACCUGCUCUCCGUGCAGCAAGAGGCGGCCAAUACAUUCCCAUCAGGAGCAAUGUCUGUCGCUGGCACUUACUCUUCGAGAUACCCGUCGCGUCGGGGUGCGGCAUCACCCACCUCAUCUAUCAUUUCUGGCUUCGACCAGAGCGCGGUGUCUGGGAACACCAUGGAUGCGGUCCGUGCAGGGGAGGCCGUGGGCGGUGGGUCAGGCAUCCUGCCCAUGGUUCAAGCGCAGCGAGAUCGCUUCAAGAAAAAGAACUCCGAGCUAGAGGAGGAGCUGUCGAAGAUGUACAGCACAGUCAAAUCCCUUCGACAGGAAGUUGCCUCUCUCCAGAAAGACAACUUGAGUCUCUACGAAAAGACCCGGUACGUGUCGACCUACAGCCGGGGCGGCAACGGCGCCUCGACAUCUGCAUCGUCCUAUGCAAACGCACCAAGCUCGACAUCCGUCUACAACGCAGACACACCCUCAGGGUUAUCUCUGGACCGAUAUCAGUCCGCCUACGAAGCUCGCAUCUCGCCAUUUGCAGCGUUCCGCGGCCGUGAAUCCGCACGAGCGUACAAGCGCAUGAGCCUUCCGGAAUGGAUCGUCUUCUCGCUUACCCGCGUUAUCCUCGCGAACCGGACCAGCCGGAAUCUCUUUGCGGGGUACUGCUUCGCCCUGCAUAUUCUCAUUUUCACCAUGCUUUACUAUAUGAGCACGAUGGAGAUCGAGAAACAUGCCGCCAUGAGCGCCGUAGGUAGCGCCGCCGCGGCCGCAUAUGGGAGUAGUGGCGGCGGCAGUGGUGUUGGCAGCGGUAGUGGGAGUGGUCAGCUGCACGGUGAUGACUGGCAGCAGGAAGGCUUCAACCGUGGAGGCUGA